AAUUUGUAUUGAUUUUUAUACUAGUCUCACCUUUCAGAAAAUCAUUAAACAAAAGUAUAACCAGGCAAAUGCGAAACUGUGCAUUUUAAAGCUUUUCAAUCUAUUCUAUAGCAUUUAAUCACGUUGUGUCUGCAAUGCAGCGAAUUUCGGACUUUUAAUAGUAUUAGUUUACCCUAAGUUGUACAAAGAGUCGUUACAUAGUAUAAUUUUACUGUAAAAAUCGAGUUCUUCUGAUCAAUUAAUACCGAAAUGAUGCAAAAAUCGAAUGUUAAUUUUUUUCGAUUAAACCUUGAUUGAAACUAUGGUGUUGAAACCUGAGCAUUGAAAAUAUUACUUUUGUGGCAAAUACUCAUGAUGACCGAAAAAUGCAAUGAUUUUAUGAUAUUCAUUUAAGCAAGCAACAGAUUUUAAUAUCGAUGGGUAAUUAAUAUAUACAAAUUCCUACCAUCUCACAUAAACCAAACGUAAAACCGCGAACAGACACCUGGUGGUUUCUAAGAUAUCAUCGCGUGUAUUUCAUCUAAUCCAUAUUUGCUCAGAUAAGGAUUUUAGAAUAUUUUUCACGAUUCAUAUCAGUUAAAACACACAUUUUUCUGUCUGUGGACACAUUGCAGCCGUUUUUUAUUGAGUUAAAAGAGUGUGCAAAGAAACAUGUUACAAUUUGUGAAAGACACGUGCUAACAUGAUAUUUACCAUCACUGAAAGGAACCGAGUCUCAAGCCAUGGCAAAGACAAUCCAUCGACAGGACAACAUCCAAGAAGAGGGCACACCGAUGGUGAACAAUAAUAAUUCGAAAUGGAUUUCGUCCAGAUUUCGGAUCGGUUCCAGUACUCCAGAUUUGCCAGCUUUCGGCGAAAUCAAUCCAAAUGCUCCGGAUGAAAACCCCUUUGAAUUUGGUCAAAGAUUAGCUAAGGUCGGAACUGAAGCAAGCCUGGCCAAAGCGUCAACCUGCGAUGGCUCUUUGUAUAACGGAAUUCAGCGAACAGAUGAAUCAAGGAAAUCAUUCAGACCCAAUGCAAUACGAAAAAUGCGAAGACGGGCCGUGUUCAAGAACGGAGACUGCAACAUCCUGCAGUCCAGAAUCUCAAAGAGACGAUUGCGCUAUUUGCAGGAUAUUUUUACCACGUUAGUCGACUCGCAAUGGAGAUGGACUCUUACCAUCUUCGCCAUCGGUUUUGUAGGCUCUUGGCUUUUGUUUGCCCUCAUCUGGUGGCUGAUCGCUUUCACCCAUGGUGACUUGGAAGACGCUCAUCUUCCAAAUAGUCAAGCUGACUCAGAAUGGACACCGUGUGUCUUGAACAUUCAUGGAUUCACUUCCUGCUUCCUCUUCUCCAUUGAGACCCAGCAUACUAUCGGUUAUGGUGUUCGAACUACCACCGAAGAAUGUCCGGAAGCCGUCUUUAUUAUGUGUUUGCAAAGUAUUGCUGGCAUGAUUAUACAAGCUUUUAUGGUGGGUAUCGUUUUUGCAAAAAUGACGCGUCCCAAACUCAGAACGCAAACAUUGCAGUUCUCAAAGAACUCAGUAAUUUGCCAAAGGGAUGGGCAAUUGUGCCUGAUGUUCCGUGUGGGAGAUAUGCGAAAGAGUCACAUUAUUGGAGCUAGCAUUCGAGCUCAGCUUAUCCGGUCCAAGAAAACCAAGGAAGGAGAAAUUUUAAACAACUUUCAAACCGAAUUGAGUGUGAACGCAGACGGGUGUGAUGGAAAUUUGUUUUUCAUCUGGCCUAUGACUAUUGUCCAUAAAAUCGAUGUACAGUCGCCGUUUUAUCAGUUGUCUGCUGGUGAUUUGUUGCAAGAACGUUUCGAGAUUGUAGUCAUUUUAGAAGGUACAAUAGAAAGCACAGGUCAAACCACUCAAGCCAGAUCCAGUUAUUUGGCCAGCGAGGUUCUCUGGGGGCAUCGAUUUGAGCCUGUGGUGUCUUAUAAUAAGGACAGGCAGGGAUACGAGGUGAAUUACUCCAAAUUCGACAAUACUUUAUCGGUGGAUACGCCUUUGUGUUCUGGAUCGGAUUUGGCGGAAUUUUACAGAAUUCGAGAUAUGCCAGAAUCAGAUAAACAGCCUGUAUCAACAGACCAGCAAAGUUUUAUAUUAAAAUCACCACCAAAGUUGAUGAAUCAAAUGAGAAUUGUUGAUGUCGAAGAAGAACCGAAUGAAACAAAGCCAUUUCCUACCGAUUAUUUGUGAAUAUUUAACUAUGUUUCUUAUUUAUAUUCAUUAUUUUAUUACUAUUAGCGAUUUCCACUCAAUAUGUUUAACUUUUUAUUUAUAUUCGUUUUAGUCGUUUAAAAUAAGUUAGGUAUAGUCAAUUGAUUACUUAUUGUUAUCAAAAACUGGUUGUUCCGAAUAAAAAUACAUAUUUUUUAUAGAA
Molecule: messenger RNA, 2367 nt
Organism: Dendroctonus ponderosae (mountain pine beetle)
Lineage: Eukaryota; Metazoa; Arthropoda; Insecta; Coleoptera; Curculionidae
Product: G protein-activated inward rectifier potassium channel 3-like
Exons: 8
Coding region: 723-2183 (486 amino acids)
Biological process (GO): potassium ion import across plasma membrane; regulation of monoatomic ion transmembrane transport
Cellular component (GO): plasma membrane
Molecular function (GO): inward rectifier potassium channel activity
Source: RefSeq, a predicted model, not a curated record